Symbiodinium sp. CCMP2592 is the source of this 2475-nucleotide messenger RNA. NCBI's taxonomy places the organism in Eukaryota, Dinophyceae, Suessiales, Symbiodiniaceae. The record is from the annotation of a GenBank genome assembly.
AUGGCUGUGGAGUUGGCUGACUCAUCAGACAAGCACACAGGACCGCUGGACGACGUGGCUAUGCAGACCUAUGGCAUAACAGGCUCAAAGAAGUCAAACUCGCAAGGCUACCCGGACGCGGACACACCCGCUCAGAAUUGCAAAAUGGCGCUGGCGGAGGUGACCAAAGAAGCUUCCACCACCAGUUGGCCGGAUCCGGAGAACGAGGCUACUUCGACCACGAAUGCCACAGGUACGCCCUUGGAUGUGUCCAUGUCGGAUGCAGUGAUGGAAAAGACUGUGGCACCAAAGGCAGAGACCGAAAUGCCACAGGAGCACAAGAAUCUCCCGGUCCAGGUGGCGGAGUCAAACCGCCAGGAUUCCAAGACGUGUCGCGGAGAAGCCAGUCCAAUCGAAUUUCGUCGAGGUCAGCCAGAAAGUCAGCUGACUGCUUGCUUCAAUCUUCCUGAUGUGACGGAGACCUUGGGGGCGGCCUGCUGCGACCCGGCACUGCUUGCUCGGCUCGGGAUGGCAGAUAUCACUUUACACCGCCUCAUCCUCUGCCGCAGCUUCGCUGAGCGGCGGGCGCAAGACUUCUGCGAGAAUGGCAUGGUUUGGGCAUCAGGGUGCACCAGUCUCGAACAGUUACAGAUCGGCCUCAGCGUCUCGGAGGUCUGCGCUUCAGAUAGCCAGAACCAUCUGUACUUCGAGUACGGCGGUGGUGUGAACCUGCUGGAGGAGACGAAGCAGCUGGUCCAUGCAGCAGCGCUGUUUGCUCAGAAACACCCUCGAUUGCGACUGCAUGUAGAUGCGCAUGCAGGGGUUGGUGCACCCAGGGGGAUCGCCACUAGCACCUCUCGCCGACGAGCGGAGUGUGUGCAGACCGAGCUUGUUGCUCUUGGGGUGGAACAAGAGAGGGUCUCCACCACUUCUUGGGGAAGGAGAGUGGCAAGUGUUUGGACUGAGCCAGAAGGUAACGCGGCUGCUCGAGCCGAGCUUUAUUUCCGCCUGGGCGAGAAGGAGUUUCCGGUACGGCCGGAUCACUACCAAGACGUUCCAGAGCAGAACAAAGGCGACUCACCAGACUCUGACUCCGACGGCGACCAUCCCAACAUCAGACGGCAGCGCAUGCUCGCCAUGCUCAGGGCUUUGGGAUAUCCCGUCCAAAUUGUUUAUCGGAAUCCUGAGAACGCUGGCGCACCUGCAAGGCAAGCCGAGCUACAGGCUGUGCGGCAUCGCUACAACUUGCUGCUGCAAACUGCGGCGGAAUGGCGAGAGGCGUUGAUACGGAAGCAGGGCGACUGCGACCUGUGGCGGCGGCGAUCAGAGUCAAAGGGCCUCGCGGUUCGCCGCGACGAUGCAGAGCUUCAGGCUGAAAUCCAAAGCUUGGUUGAUGCACCGGCGUUCAGUCCUCCACGGCUUGGCUACUGGGGAGAGGCUUUUGGCGGCGACAGACCGACCACGCAGACAAGCCAUAUCGGUCAGGAUGACAGUCGGAGUGCCGCCUCCUGGACCGGUUGGAUGCGCACACCCAACAGGCGUACAGCACCCCUGCAGUCACCUUUGUGGAGACGUCCAGCUCGGAGAGGGAGGUCGCUUGAGUCUACCAGGCUUGGGCUUCCUGUCUCCGGGCAACCGCGUUUGGAUGUGACUCCGCGCUCGCCGUCUCCUCAUCCAGCCGGGGAGCUCCUGCUGCGACUGGUGAUUGUGUGGCUGGUCCCAGGCGGCGCCCUCGCGGCCGGGGUCACUCCUGACUUGCUCACCAGCCUUCUGUCAAUCGGCGCGACCCUUUGCGAAAUCUGGAUAUGGCUCUCAGCGCUCACAAGCUCCAAGCGUCGAUCGCCCCCUUGGCGAAGCUUUUUCCUGCGACUUGCUGGCUUGUGCACGCUGCAGCUGUGGUCGCUGCUGCUUCAUGAAAGCAUGCGGCCCGACGACUCGGACCAGCCUGCCGAGCCCGUCCAGCCAGAGAAGCCGGCGAAUUUUGAUGCUCCUAUGAUGCGAGGUUCGAAGGCAAAGUCCAUGGUGGUGCCACCAAAGAUGUCGGCUCCAUCCCCUUCACCUCGGCCCCUUGCAGCUGUGGAGGUUGAGACUCCACGGAUAGCACGCGCUUCGCUGGCAGCUGUCGGUGAGGGUAACUUCGUGGUAGAUGCAGAGCCGGAAGACCUCAAGUGGGUGCCACGCACCAUCUCAGUCGUGCUCCCUUGUGCAGAAGAGCGUGAUUUGGCAUUCAAAACCGUGAAGUCUGUCUUCGACACGACUCCGACAGACAUUCUGCAUGAGAUCGUCGUCGUUGAUGACGGCAGUAAUCCUCCUCUUUCUGAGACACACCUCAAUGCAGACGUUCAGAAGAAGUACAAGAUCUUGAUCAAGAGACACGACCGGACGGUGGGGUUGAUCGGUGCCAAGAAGACUGGCGGAGAUGCUGCAACUGGCGACAUCAUCGUCUUCUUCGACUGCCACGUGGGACUCCUGACUCAGUCUCGGUCUGCUGGGUAG